GGAGAAGAAGAGGGAGACGGAGAGGGAGGAAGGAGGAGGAGAGUCUGAUGUCAGAAUGAGUCGGCAACACAGCAGCCCAGCGAUGGACAGCACAGACAUAUAGGCAGAGCUACAGGUAGACAGAGGACAGCACCUGUCUGCUGGUGUUUGGAUGUCAGCUGUGUGUGUGUGUGUGAAGCAGAAGAAGAAAGAAGAGACAGAGGAGAAACAUGAGUCGCCAGCAGCAGCAGCAGACCCAGGGAGUGGUUUUAACGGGUUACCACAGCAACGCGGAACUGUUGCCGAAAACUGACCCGUGUGCUCCCAGCUGUCCGUCAGCCCGGGACCACGAGUCCGCCGUGUCCAGCCGCAGAACAGGCCACUACACCAUUCAGCAGAACCAAAAUGCACAGCAUGAAGACAGAUAUGGGCCUGCUGCUACCACCAGUAUUUCCAAAGCCAGCAGCAUCGACCCGUCGUCACUCUCCAAUCCAAACUCUGCUGCUUCCCUCAGGUCUCAGCUCUCCUCCAGCCCCAAGCCUGACUCCAGCCCCAGGCACAGUCCCAAUUCCAGGUCUAGACCGCAACCCGCAUGUCAGCGCUGUAACUCCCAGGACUCUCUGGAGGAGCUGGAGAUGGACGACUACUGGAAGGAAGUGGAGAAUAUCACUCACUCAGGAGGAGGAGCAGGGAGGGGAGAAGGUGGAGGAGAGGGGGAAGUUCAAGAGGAGCAGCAGAAAAUUCCUGAGGAGGGAGAACAGGAGGAGGCAUGGCUUACCGAAGCAGGACUAGCACGACUGUUUGAUGGUUCAUUGGCAACAGACCAGGAUCAGGAAGAGGACAGCGCAGUGUUCCUGUCCACUCUGACCAGGACUCAGGCGGCGGCUGUAGAACGUCGUGUGACAUCACUACAGCAGACGUUACGGCGACGCAACCGACAACACGUUCCUGAUGUUAGGGAUAUAUUCAGACCACCUGAAAAGGUAGAGGAGCACAGCAAACUCAAAGGGGGAAGUGAGAAUGGACAAAAGGACGUCACUUCAGCUGAAGCAGAGACAGAACUGAAUGUUGAAGUGGCAUUUUCAGAGCAGGCGCUCACUUACAGGGAAAACCACCAAAGAUCAAAGGUCACCACCAGCCCCAACUCACCUGACGACAAACUACCAAACUUUAAGCUGCUCCGAGAUAAAACAGGUCAGACCAGAAUAGGAGAUCUGUCUCCGCUGGAUAUGAAAAAAGUGCAUAGACUGGUUCUUGUGGAGAUGACUGCUCUGUUUGACACUGCUGGGAUAGACCUUAAGGCGCACAAAGCUGUCAAAGUUAAGACUAAAGAAAGUGGAUUGUUUGGUGUUCCCCUUGCCACUUUACUGGAUCAGGACCAGAGGCGGGCUCCUGGGACCAAAGUGCCAUUCAUACUUCAGAGGCUUAUCAGUCAUAUUGAGGAGGACGGAUUAGACACAGAGGGGCUGCUACGGAUCCCUGGAGCGGCCACUAGAGUCAAGUCACUGUGCCAGGAGCUCGAGUCCUCCUUCUAUGAUGGCAUGUUUCCAUGGCAACAGUUGAAGCAGCACGAUGCUGCUAGCCUUCUGAAGAUGUUCAUCAGGGAGUUACCCCAUCCAUUACUGACUGUGGAGUACCUCAGCGCCUUUAUUUCUGUCAACAAGCUCCCCACUAAGAAGCAACAGCUGCAAGCUUUGAACCUGCUGGUCCUUUUGUUACCCGAACCCAAUCGGGACACUUUGAAGGCAUUAGUGGAGUUCUUCCAGCGUGUGAUUGACCAUCAGGCCAAGAAUAAAAUGACACUCAACAAUGUCUCUGUUGUCAUGGCACCCAACAUCUUCAUGUUCAAAGGCUUCCGUUCCAAGGUUACAGAACAACAGGAGUUCUCCAUGGCAACCACCACAGCCAACAUCGUCCGUCUGCUGAUUAGAUACCAGAAUCUUCUAUGGACUAUCCCCAAGUUCAUUUUGACCCAGGUCAGACAACAAAACAUGGAAAGUCAGCGGAAACAAAAUAAAGAGAGAGCUGUAAAAAAGCUGCUAAAGAAGAUUACCACUGACAAACUGUCAGACAAAGCUGUCCCUGAGGAGAGUUCACAGGGGUUUAUUCGAGUCCAAGCGCCUCAGUUCAGUAAAGUUUCCAUGGCAGUUCAGCUCACUGCAGAGCUGCAGGCUGCUGAUGUAUUAACACGCUUCCUCAGCCAAGACAGUUCAGUGGCAGUGAAACGAGAAGAGCUGUGUCUCUAUGAGAUUGGUGGAAACAUCAAGGAGAGAUGUCUAGAUGGGGAAACGUACAUGAAAGACCUCAUCCAGCUGAACCCUACAGCAGAGUGGGUGAUCAGAGCUGUGCAGCGAUAAAGAUAUCAUACCACUCUGGAUGCUCAACUGUUCCCCGUUCUCACCACAACGUCCUGCUGUCAAGAAACGUCACUUGGUUCUCUGUGUUUUUUUGCUGGUUCUUGACAUACUCGGACCAUUCAUUUGUAGCAUACAGAGUUUUUAACUUAGGUGGUGUAACAUGGUUUUACACAUUUGGUUGGCCCUGAAAUUUACCCCCAAAAAAUGCUGAUAUUCCAAUGGUUGUUGGAGAACUGAUGAAAACCCGUUUGGUGAAAUGUGUGGUAAUACAUUUCUUUGCCAGC
Toxotes jaculatrix (banded archerfish) is the source of this 2620-nucleotide messenger RNA. It is a transcript of the gene arhgap18, whose product is annotated as Rho GTPase activating protein 18. Lineage: Eukaryota; Metazoa; Chordata; Actinopteri; Toxotidae. The coding region runs from base 210 to 2336 and encodes 708 amino acids. The record is from RefSeq and is a predicted model, not a curated record. Gene Ontology annotation, biological process: signal transduction; regulation of actin filament polymerization; regulation of small GTPase mediated signal transduction. Gene Ontology annotation, cellular component: cytoplasm. Gene Ontology annotation, molecular function: GTPase activator activity. The transcript is spliced from 18 exons.